UCAUUUAAUUUCACUGGUUUACAUAAGCGUUCACCCUAAUUUACGUAUUUUGCUUUCACCCGAAACUCGCGUUACACUUAUUUACAGCAAUAUUAUAUGCUCUUUAUUCAUAAAAUCUACAUUUCAUAACCCCAUGUGAAUUAAUAUUGUUCUGUUUUCUAUUCCACGUAACGUAACCUACGAACGAAAACCAAAACAAACACAUCGACGCCUGCUAGAUGCGAGUGCGAGCGUAGGCGAUAAGCGCCCGAGUUCGAGAUAAUCGAUUUAAGUGUCGAUACAUUCAUGGCAACUGUUUUUUCUGUGCGUAAAAGUGUAGCCGGUGCAGUCUAUUAACGAUUCUAUCCGUUUACCGCGUCAGUGGCCACGCGCAUUGUGUUCAUGUGUUUACUAAAGGGAUGUUCACAAUAAAAUUAUCUCGUGAUUGAUGAAAUACGUGUUUGUUAAUACUGAGUGUUGAAAAUGCCGAAAGUUGUAAGUGUUUUUGAUCGCGCACGUGAAUUUGAGAGCGAUGGAUUUUACGUUUUUGACAAAGUGAACAAAACAUUGAUGUGUAAAUUUUGUAAUGUUAAAAUAGAGUGGGCUCGCAAAGACACGUGUGUCAAGCAUUGCCGCGAUGGUACAGUGCACAGACAGAAAAAAGCAGCAGCUGAAUCACAAGCCUGCACAAGCAAAAGGCAAAUUUCUGUUGGUGACAGCUUUCAGGUGGCAAAAAAGACGAAAGUUGACAAAGAAAUUUUUGCCUCAUCUUUGACAAAAGCUUUCAUGGAAGCGAACAUACCAUUGGAGAAACUCGGCGAUCCUGCAAUAAAAAACUUUGUGGAAACUUUUGUUCCUGGUGGAGGGCAGUUACCAUGUGUAAAAACAUUGCGUGAGACGUAUGUGCCCAAGAUCCAAGAAGCGGCUGAGGAGCAGUGGAUUAAAUCAAUUGAGGGACAAGAUAUUGUUAUUUUGUGUGAUGAAACCACUGACAAAAAGGGACAGUGUGUUUUUGUGGUGCUUUUCAAAACAUUACAAGCUUCAGACUCACAAAUUCUUCUUGUUGCCGGGGUCAAAAUUUUAGAGAAUUCUAAUGCUAGUGAGUGCUCGCGGGCAAUAUUAGAAGUACUGACAAAAUUUAAGGUUGACCAUACAAGGGUUGUUGCGGUUGUGUGUGACAGUGCACGCUACAUGACAAAGUGUGUGCAUUCUUUACAAGUUGUUCUUUCGUCUGAGGGUAGGGACGUCCUUCAUGUUCAGUGUUGGAGUCAUAAACUGAAUCUCAUUCAAAAUAUUUGGCCCCAAUCUCUGCCGGAGCUUAACAAUUUUGUUAGCAAAACGAAAACAGCAUUUAUGAACACGCGCAAAAGGAAACACAAGUACUUGUGUUUUCUCAAGCAGCGCUAUCCAGAACAAGAAAAGCCUCAUGUUCUGUUUCUAUCACCAGUCCUUACAAGAUGGGGUUCAUGGUUUGAGUCGGUGGGUUAUGUUAACACAUACCUUGACGACUUGGUAACAUACCUGAAGUCACUGGAGCUCGAGUCGUCAGAAGCUCUGAUGUAUUUUCAAACCUUGUCAGUGGAAGAGAUUGUAAUCAUUCAAUGUCAGGCUGAAUUUCUCGUGUGCUUUGGUUGAGCUGACAAAGCAGCUGGAGGGUUCAAGCUACCCCAUGUCCCACUUGAUCAGUGGAAAACUCUCAGACUUGUUGAAAAGUUUGCAGCUGGUGAAUGAUUUUAAUUUUGGCUCAAAAACAAAUGAGAGUCUAAAGUUGUUGGCAGCUGUUAAACAAGGUUUGGUUAAAUCCCAGUUCCAGUCCUGUGGGUUGAGGUGUCACACAAAGUUGAUGAAGUUGAUUAAUGAAGAUCCUUCCAAAAAUAUCUUCCAAAACUUGGGGCAACUGUUUAAUCCACGGGAAAUAAUGUUGAAUGAUGUUUGCAAUGAUAUGGUCAGGGCAGGAAAAUCAUUGCCAUUUGUUUCAACUGUUUCAGGAAAAUAAUUUUUGGAAGGAUACUCAGCCUUAAAGGAAAUAGUAGUUGAGAAAGUGAAAAAGAGUGAAGGAAGUGUGGAUAUCAUUCCAAUUCUGUUGGCCUUGAAACUGGACCAUUCAGCUUUUGCAUGCAAUGCUCUGAAAGCCAUUUGGAUACCAGUAUCAAAUGUUGACUCUGAAAGGAGAUUUUCAGCAUAUUCCGAUGUGUUUUCAGACAAAAGGCGAAGUUUGAAACCUCAAAACGUUGAGCUUAUGGUCUCAUUGUACUUUGGAAGUAAAACAUAACAUGUUGAAGAAACUCGGACUAAGUUAUACUUACAGUACUGAAUUGUUAUUAGCAUAAAUUUUGCUUCUUGUCUUACAUAUUGAAUAAUUUUUGUAAUUUUUAACUAUUGAAACUGUUGAUUUGUAAUUUGUAUUGUUUUGUGGAAAGCUGGAAAAAAAUGUAGGCCUGUCUGAUUAUAUUUGCAUUCUAUAUGA
Molecule: messenger RNA, 2446 nt
Organism: Bacillus rossius redtenbacheri
Lineage: Eukaryota; Metazoa; Arthropoda; Insecta; Phasmatodea; Bacillidae
Exons: 2
Coding region: 463-1614 (383 amino acids)
Biological process (GO): regulation of transcription by RNA polymerase II
Cellular component (GO): nucleus
Molecular function (GO): double-stranded DNA binding
Source: RefSeq, a predicted model, not a curated record